AUGGCAUCUGAGUUUAAAAUUCAUGACAUGGGUACACCUUCUGUUUUUUCUCUUGGCAUUGAGACUAUUCCAGAUCAUAGUGGUUUGCUUCUCUCUCAACAACGGUAUAUGAAAGAUAUUCUCAAGCGUGCGAGCAUGGUUGAUUGUAAAGCUCUCACUAUACCUGUGUCUCUGUCUCGUGCUGAUGAUAGUCUUGAAGUUCUUCAUGCUGAUCCCACACAGUACUGUAGUCUGGCUGGAGCUCUACAUAAAGCAUCUUUUGUUGAUAUACAUGCAUUCUCGAAUUCAGAUUGGGUUAGCAAUCCGGAUGAUCGGAAGUCUACCAACGACUUUGCGGUUUUCUUGGGUAAUAACUUGGUUUCUUGGACUUGUCGAAAGCAACGUGCUAUGGCUCAUUCUUCUACGAAGCUGAGUACAAGGCAUUGGCUGAUGUGUCUACAAAGGUAA
Ipomoea triloba (trilobed morning glory) is the source of this 447-nucleotide messenger RNA. RefSeq lists its product as uncharacterized. The transcript has 2 exons. Lineage: Eukaryota; Viridiplantae; Streptophyta; Magnoliopsida; Solanales; Convolvulaceae. The coding region runs from base 1 to 447 and encodes 148 amino acids. The record is from RefSeq and is a predicted model, not a curated record.